This is a messenger RNA of Fusarium sp. VM40, 2505 nucleotides long. The record is from the annotation of a GenBank genome assembly. Lineage: Eukaryota; Fungi; Ascomycota; Sordariomycetes; Hypocreales; Nectriaceae.
AUGGCGAUUGAAAAGCGGUUCGGUAAAGGCCGUCUGGACAAGUUCUACAGACUUGCAAAAGAGAAGGGAUAUCGUGCUCGAGCUGCUUUCAAGCUUAUUCAACUCAACAAGAAGUAUGGCUUCCUCGAGAAGAGCAAGGUCGUUCUGGACCUUUGCGCCGCGCCUGGUUCCUGGUGUCAGGUUGCGGCCGAGAUCAUGCCCAAGUCUAGCCUUAUUGUAGGUGUAGAUUUGUCGCCAAUAAAGCCAAUCCCUGGCGUUAUUGCAUUCCAGAACGAUAUUACCUCAGAUUCCUGCCGAGCCACGAUUCGACAACACUUGAAGACAUGGAAGGCCGACACCGUGCUGCACGAUGGAGCUCCCAACGUCGGUACUGCCUGGAUUCAGGAUGCUUUCGACCAGAACCAUUUGGUGCUCCAAAGUUUGAAACUCGCUACCGAAUUCUUGAACGUCGGAGGAACUUUUGUCACCAAGGUUUUCCGAAGUAAAGAUUACAACUCUCUGCUGUGGGUUUUCAACCAACUUUUCACCAAGGUCGAGGCAACCAAGCCUCCAGCAUCCAGAUCGGUCAGUGCCGAAAUCUUCUGCGUGUGUCGCGGCUACAAGGCGCCCAAGAAGAUUGAUCCUCGAUUCCUCGAUCCCAAAUACGUGUUUGCUGAACUUGCCGGCGCAACACCCAACAAUGAGGCCAAGGUCUACAACCCCGAGGUCAAGAAGCGCAGACGAGAAGGUUACGAGGAGGGCGACUACAUCCAGUUCAAGGAGAUGCCCGCUAGCGAGUUCAUUCACACUACCGACCCCAUUGCGGUUCUCGCUUCUUACAACAAACUCACCUUUCAGCAACCCCUUAAUGGCGAUGUAGCUCUGGCCGCGCUUGAAAAACUCUCCGAGACUACAGGCGAAAUCAGAGAUUGCUGCAACGAUCUUAGAGUGUUGGGACGAAAGGACUUCAAGCUUCUUCUUAAAUGGCGUUUAAAGGUCCGCGAGAUCUUUGGAUUAAAGACAAAGGACACCCCAGAAGAGGAGCCCGAGGAAGUGGCCGAAGUUGAGUCGAUGGAUGAAGAGCUCAAGAUUCAGGAGGAGUUGCAAGGUAUGAAGGACCGGGAAAACUCCAAAAGGAAGAGGGAGAAGCGAAAGGAGAACGAGAGAAAGCAGCGUGAGGUUGUGCGCAUGCAGCUCAACAUGACGGCUCCCAUGGAUAUUGGAAUGGAGGAGGCUGGCCCUAUUGGCGAAGGUGCAAUGUUCUCACUUAAGAAGGUCGACAAGACGGAUGCUAUGCGAAGGCUGAAUCGCGGCAAGAUGGUCAUUCCUCCCAAAACACCUCAGAGGGAAGCAGACAGCGGACUCGGCUCUUCUGGAGAGACCGAUGACGAGAGCGAUCCUGAAGAGGACCGUCUGGAACGAGAGCUUGAGUCCAUGUACGAUCAGUACAAGGAGCGCAAGUCCGAGGUCGAUGCUAAGUACCGCGCAAAGAAGGCUCGUAAGGAGCACGGCGACGAUGAGUGGGAUGGCUUGUCCGGUGAAGAGGCAGAGGAGAGGGACGAUUCGUCCGAACUCGAAGAGGACGAUUCUUCUUCUGAUGAGGAAGACGAAGCUCCCGUCCCUGGACUUAUUAGAGACCUGGAUUCUUCGAAGGGAGCCAACGGACUUUCCAAGAGAGCUACCGCCUUCUUCAACCAAGAUAUCUUCCAGGGUAUUACCGGUAUAGUCCCUGAGGCCGAGGAGGCCGCCGAAGACAGCGCUGAUGAGGAGAUCGACCGAGAUGUUGCGGCUGUCGUAGCUCAACAAGCCAAGAACCGCAAGACCGAAAAGCCUACAGCCAAGCCUGUCAAGGCCAAGGACACCUUUGCCGAUUCCGAUUCCGAGAUGGAAGAUAAUGAUGGGUUUGAGGUAGUGAAGCGAAGUGAAGAGGAUGACUGGGACAAGGAUACACGAAGACCCGAUGGACGUCCUGAUAUCGAUAUCAUCACUGCAGAGGCCAUGACACUUGCACAUCAACUCGCCACUGGUCAGAAGACGACUCAGGAUGCCAUCGACGAUGGUUUCAACAAAUUCGCCUUCCGCGAUCGCGAUGGUCUGCCAGACUGGUUUGUUGAGGAUGAGUCAAGACACGACAAGCUUCAGAAGCCCAUCACAAAGGCUGCUGCGCAGGCUAUCCAGGAGAAGAUGCGAGCCUUCAACGCUCGUCCCAUCAAGAAGGUGCGCGAGGCCAAGGCUCGCAAGAAGUUUAAGGCUGCGCAGAGAUUGGAGAAGCUCAAGAAGAAGUCCGACAUGCUCAACAACGACGAGAACAUGACGGAGAAGGAGAAGGCAGACAGCAUUGGACGAUUGCUUUCCAAGGCGAUGAAGAAGAAGCCCACACAGGCAGCCAAGCUUGUUGUUGCCCGUGGUCUCAACCGUGGUAUCAAGGGACGUCCGAAGGGUGUCAAGGGUCGCUACAGAAUUGUCGAUCCCAGGAUGAAGAAGGAGUUGCGAGCGCAGAAGAGGAUCUCCAAGAAGAAGAAAUAA